AAGAUAAUGUCUGAUGUUGCGAUGAGAUCGCUGAUGAAGAAAGGUGAUUACGGUGAAGAUGUUGGUGUUCUGCGGCGGCAGCAACAAGAGGCAAAUUACGGAGAAGAUGUAGGUGUUUUGAGGCGGCGACAACAAGAGGAAAAUGAUAGAGAGAAUGAAGUUUUAAGGCUGAGAAGCGGGUCUGCGCCGCCUACGGUGGAUGGUUCUUCGACUGCGUUUAAGGGUUUGUAUGGUGGUUCUCCGGUGAGUUAUAGAGGUGAGAGAGGCUUUGGGAGUGAGGAGGAGCUUCGUGCUGAUCCAGCUUACGCCAAUUAUUAUUACAUGAAUGCGAAUCUGAAUCCGAGGUUUCCUCCGCCGUUAGUGUCGAAAGAAGAUUGGCGGUUUUCGCAACGGCGGAUGAAUGGUGAAGGAAGGAGGUUGAAUGGUGAAGGAGGUGAGAAUGUGAAUGGAGAAAGAUCUAUUUUUUCUAUGCAGGCUGGCGGGGUUAAUGGGAAGGUGGAUGGUGCUGAAUGGGGCGGCGACGAUGGCUUGAUUGGUUUGACGGCGCUAGGGCUUGGAAGUAGGCAGAGGAGCAUUGCUGAUAUAUUUCCGGAUGAAAAGAAUGGUGCAUCAUCUGCCUCCAAGCACGCUCACCAUCUGCCUGGCCGUAAUGUGUUUGAUGACAUUGCUGAACUUACGGAAGCCCAUUUUGCUCAGAGGCAUCAAAGUUCGGAUGAUUUGCAAUCUGGCGGAAAUCACGUUGGUUCGGCAUCUCACUCUUACGCUUCUGCUUUAGGAUCCUCUUUGUCAAGGAGCAGCACCCCUGACGCCCAAUUCAUACCUAGAGUUUCUAGUCCUUCAAUCCCGCCUAUUGGGGAGGGUAGGUCCAAUGCAACAGAGAAAAGAAGUUUCAAUCGUCAAAACUCAUAUAAUGCUGCCUCGUCUAAUUUAAACGAGUCGGUGGAUCUCGCAUCUGCUUUGGCUGGCAUGAAUCUCUCUCAAAAUGAUGUAAUAGGCGACGAGAAAUCAUGUUGA
This is a messenger RNA of Lathyrus oleraceus (garden pea), 1014 nucleotides long. Its product is annotated as pumilio homolog 1. The transcript has 3 exons. The record is from RefSeq and is a predicted model, not a curated record. Lineage: Eukaryota; Viridiplantae; Streptophyta; Magnoliopsida; Fabales; Fabaceae. Bases 7 to 1014 code for a protein of 335 amino acids.